Molecule: messenger RNA, 3408 nt
Organism: Tachyglossus aculeatus (Australian echidna)
Lineage: Eukaryota; Metazoa; Chordata; Mammalia; Monotremata; Tachyglossidae
Gene: VASH1
Product: vasohibin 1
Exons: 7
Coding region: 910-1980 (356 amino acids)
Biological process (GO): regulation of angiogenesis
Cellular component (GO): cytoplasm
Source: RefSeq, a predicted model, not a curated record
GUGGCCAUCCGAGGCCCGGGCCUCGCCCUCUGCCAAUCAAUCAAUCGUAUUUAUCGAGCUCUUACUGUGUGCAGAGCACUGGGCCAAGCGCUGCCCCCCAAGGACUGUGCAGGUCGCCCCCCAACCCGGCUCGGUCGCCCAGGCCCCGCGGGGAUGGCAUCGGGGGUCGCCCUGGAGCCCCCAGUUAAGUGACUGCCCCCCAAUCCCCCUUCCCCGUUCUCCUUGUCUCGGAGGGGUUGGCCCAGACAAAGGGCACUGUCGUCCAGACAGUUGCCCCUGUCCACCCCGAGAGGUGCUCAGGAGACAGCCGGCUGCGAUGCCAUCGAGGGGGGGGCACGCGUGGACCCCAGGAUCCCCCCCAUCCCAAGGCGGGAGUCGGUGCCGGACGCGUGUCUCGUUCCUCCUUCAGCAGCCCCAAGCCAUUGUCUUUUAGUGAGCACUGUUGGGUAGGGACUGUCUCUAUAUGUUGCCAACUUGCGCUUAGUACAGUGCCCUGCACCCAGUAAAUACGAUUGAUUGAUUGAUUGAUUGUUCAGCCCCCUUGCUCCGGACCUGAUGGGAUGGGCUGCCUUCUUUCUCAUCCAAGUCUGGAGCAAGGGGGAGAGGGCGCGUUUUCUGUCACCUAUUUUGUCAAAGAAAAAAGGACCUUCAGGAUCACCCUCCCCCACUUCCAGGAGCCUCUCUGGUCCAGAGUGGCUCCUAAUGUUGCACUGAUUCUCUUUUUCUUAUUUAUUAUUUUAUGUGGAAAGAACCACGCCCAGGUUUCUUAAGGGGGCACCGCACUCCGGUUGGAAAUGCAUUGUUCCUCUGGCAGGCGGUGGAUGGGUAGUGUCCUGUGAGCUACCUACAGUUUCGUGGGAUUCCCCCCACCCACCCCACACUGAAAUAUUUUUUUUUCAAGACCGUGGGAUGCUGGGGGGCAGAAGGGGGGCCGUCGGAGGGGCUGCCGCCUCCUCUGCCACCGGAGCCAGGAGGUCGGAGGCCGGAGAAGGGGCUGCCCAGAGGGAAGAGGAGCAAGAGGAGGAGGGGGAUGAAGAUCUCCGGGAAGGAGGCGUCCCCUUCUUCGUCAACCGUGGCGGCCUGCCCGUGGACGAGCCCACGUGGGAGCGGAUGUGGAAGCACGUGGCCAGAAUCCACCCCGACGGGGUGAAGGUGGCACAGAGGAUCCGCGGGGCCACAGACCUGCCCAAGAUUCCCAUACCAAGCGUGCCUGCGUUCCAGUCAUCCACAGCCAUCCCCGAGCGCCUGGAAGCCAUUCAGCGCUACAUCAGGGAGCUGCAGUACAAUCACACCGGGACACAGUUCUUUGAAAUUAAGAAGAGCAGACCUCUGACUGGGCUAAUGGACCUGGCCAAGGAAAUGACCAAAGAGGCUCUGCCAAUCAAAUGCCUGGAAGCUGUGAUCCUGGGAAUUUACCUCACCAACAGCAUGCCCACGCUGGAGCGCUUCCCCAUCAGCUUCAAAUCCCACUUCUCAGGGAAUGACUUCCGCCACAUCGUGCUGGGAGUGAACUGCGGGGGCCGCUUUGGGGCCCUGGGCAUGAGCCGCCGGGAAGACCUCAUGUACAAGCCGCCCACCUUCCGCACGCUCAGCGACCUGGUGCUCGACUUCGAGGCCGCCUACCGCCGCUGCUGGCACGUGCUCAAGAAGGUCAAGCUGGGCCAGUGCGUGUCCCACGACCCGCACAGCGUGGAGCAGAUCGAGUGGAAGCACUCCGUCCUCGACCUGGAGAGGCUGGGUCGGGAGGACUUCCGCAAGGAGCUGGAGCGGCACACCCGUGACAUGAGGCUGAAGAUCAGUAAAGGCGCCGGCCCACCUUCUCCCGGCAAGGAUCGGAAGAAGGAUGUGUCUUCCCCACAGCGGAGCCAGUCCAGCCCCCACCGCCGCAACAGCCGCGGAGAGAGACGACCCUCUGGUGAGAAGAAACCGACUGAACCCAAAGCCAUGCCAGACCUGAAUGGGUACCAGAUCCGCGUUUGAGGACAAAGUGAUCCGUUCUGCCCACCGCGGGCUCAGCGCCCAUGGUCUCAGCUCCCACGGUAUCAGCGCCGGCUCCCACCCCGGGGCUGGAUUCGCCCGCCUGCCGCAAGCGUGGGGAGAAGACCGGGCAGUGAUGGGCGGACGGACGGAGGGACAGGGGCACAGCGUGCUCAGCUGCUGUUUCCCUGACCCCAAACCUCUCAAAGCCUGGGAGGUUUUUCGCACGGCCCGAUGGGCAGUUAGUAUUCCUGGUUUGGGUUUUUUAAUUCAGUACAAACGAUUUUGGAUUUCAGACUAACAUAUCUGACAUUCAGCAGGCCACUCCUGGGCUGGGGUUGUAAGUGCCAUGGGGGUGAGAGGCUCUGCCGCUGCUGUCUCCUCCCAGGACCGCAUCAGGGUUGUCGAGACCACUCAGGGUGGAUUGCCCCGUCCACUUCCAUUCCUUUCCACCCUGCCCUGCUCUGAGCUGCAUUUGGCAGGCAGAGUCAGGGAUUAUUGCACCCCCACCCCACUAACCCAAGGACAGCAAGGGCAGAAGAGGAGUCCACUUGAGAAUCCCUCUUGUCCCUACUACAUCUGGAGGGUCAGUUGUCCCUAAGCCCCCUUUCUCCCCUGCCCUCUGCACAGGAGAGUGAGUCAUUCUGGGAAUCUCCAUUCCCCCGAGCCCCGGGGACCUGGGCAGGCGUGGCCCAGUCGAGGAGAGAAGCCAGCCAUCGCAAAGUCUGUGCAGGGCACGCAGUCAGGGUUAGACCCCACCUGCAGGCACAGCCCCUGGAAACUCAAGCCGUGGUCUUGCUCUAAGGAAGGAAGCAUUCAGUGGGGAGAGAGACGGAAAGCAAGGCGGGGGAGAGUCCCUCACGCCGUUAGGGGCUUGGGGAUCCCCUUGAGGAUCUGCUGUGGCGAUAGCCUCAAACCUCAGUGAAGUCCAUCCCUCCCUGUUCUCCCGUGGCCCUCAGCGGCAGCAGUGACCUCAGACUGGGCUACGGAUCGGGGAGGGAGCAGCCGGAGGAGAAGCAGGAGUGGGGCUACAGCAGUCUGUGGAGAAAGGAGAUGGUGAGUGUUAUUCCCACCAGCGAAGGAGAAUGGCUGCUGUGGGCUCUCCCGGGCCUGCUGGACUAGCCACGUCUUCCUUCUUUCCUGGGGGCCAUGGGGACCGGGCAUGCCCACGGUGUUCUGCUUGGGGCGUUUGUCCCUCUGCUGCCCCUCCACAGCUCCCCACCAGAGCCAAAUAUGCAGCCUGCACAACGGGUUGGGGACACCCACACACUUCAACCCCAGGUGUGUCGGCCAAGCCAGCUCCUCUCGAGGCUGAGGAGUGCGGAGGGGGAUGGGAGAAGGACACGGCCCUAGACUAGCGAGGAGGCAGCGGGGCAGGAGGAGCCAGGCUGCAGCGGGAUAGGUGGACGGAGGUAGAAUGUGACUGGAAUG